Messenger RNA from Physcomitrium patens, 3433 nucleotides. RefSeq names its product aldehyde oxidase GLOX. The record is from RefSeq and is a predicted model, not a curated record. Lineage: Eukaryota; Viridiplantae; Streptophyta; Bryopsida; Funariales; Funariaceae.
AAAGAAGAGAUGAUUGUUGACCCCAGGGACUGUGCCCCCCAAAUCCAGCGUCGGUUCCGUCUACUUCCUCCGUUCUUUUCCCUCACUUUGCGCAUCAAGUCUGCAACAGACACUUCUCUGCUGUGCUAGAUGGCUAGAGCUGCUGCUUCGAGAUUGAAACUCAAACCGAUCGAUUUCUUGUCGGGAGACCUGAGAUUGCACUCUGAGCUGCAGCGCGAGGGGAGGAUGUGCAGUCGCAAUGAGCUUAGGUAGUUAGCUAGCUCCGGGAUGGGAAAGGGAUUCGAGGGGUGUGUGAGAUGGCUAUGGGUUUAAUCUAAUUCCAGGUUCUUGCUGUCGCUGUGGUGCAAUAACAUCGACUUUAAGUCGCUCUGCAGGGCUUUAAAUCGUUGAUAAGCAUCUUCGUGGUUUCGGUGAGCCGCAGUAAGAAUUGUUGACUCCCUCCUCGAAAUUGGACGGUUGUUUGAUAGGCACAUGUAUCUGAAGUUGGUCGUCUGGGCAGUUGCAAGAUUCAGAGCUAGGUAUGAGAGUCACAGGCAUCUUCUCGAAUCACUGAUUUGGCGAUAAAACUUCUUCUCCUUCCAGACUUCGGCCUAGACUUUGCGCGCUGGACAUGGUUGGGUGGGACUGGAUUCCAAGUGCUCGGUUUUACCCAGACUCAAUUCUAGAUACCUACAGUGGGCGUCAGUUUCACGCCGUGUAGACUGAAUCGCGACAUGGAAAGAGCUCUUGUAGCAAGUUUUGCCACACCUCCAGCAGAUUGGGUACAGAGACUUUGAGCGCACUACAGAUUAUCCCACGGAAGUUUCUGUGUUCAAGCAGAACCUACAAUUUCUCGACUUGAAAAUUGCAGGUUUUAAUCUACUUUCGCGUUACUUGUUAGAUAUUUACAGUGUAAACUUCUGGAAUCCUAUUUUCUUCCUGACCACAGUGAUCGAUGUUCCUUGUUUCCACUUGAAAAAGAAGCUUGAUAGGCGUACUGAUAAUCAGUGGUAGCUGCGAGAACGGAACUGAUUGGCUACUCACUCCCUUGAUCGACAUAAUUGUGCUUCUGACACGCUCCAGACAUGCUAGUAGGGUGGUCUAUAAACUAGUUGAGCAGAAUUCCGAGCGAGGAACACACCGAGCAUGUCAGCCACCGUCAUGCUAUCGAAGAGGAUAUUGAAGCACCGAUGGCUGUGGACGCAAGUGACAGUAGUUUUGCACUUUCUGCUGGCAGCUGUUGUCGGAGUCCACGGACAGGCUGUGAGCUUAGGGACAUGGGAAAUUCUUGUAAACAAUUCGGGAAUUGCCUCCAUGCACGCUGCCGUCACUAGAUACGGCACCGUGGUUCUCCUAGACAGGACCAACACUGGAGCUACUGAGAUUGCCCUGCCAGGUGGGGCUUGCAGGGACAGCGAUGACUUGGUCCUCAAGCACGACUGCACUGCGCACUCCGUGUUGUUCGAUCCCGGUACGAACACCGUUCGACCUCUGAGUAUUUUGACCGACACAUGGUGCUCUUCUGGACAGUUUCUUUCUGAUGGCACCCUCAUGCAGACGGGUGGAGACUUCGAGGGUAUUAGGAAAGUCCGGACAUUUGCGCCAUGUCCAGCAACGGGGACGUGCGACUGGGUGGAAUCUGUGGAGGUAGUCUUGGAAGCACCCAGAUGGUAUGCUACCAAUCAGCUCCUCCCUGACGGACGCCAGAUUAUCAUUGGGGGCAGGUCAGCGUACAACAUUGAGUACAUUCCUCCUGCCGCCAACGGGCUACUGUAUUUUGACUUCCUGAACACCACAAAUGAUGCACAAAAUGACAAUCUGUACCCCUUUGUUCACUUGCUGCCAACCGGGAAUCUUUACAUUUUCGCCAACAGGGACUCAAUUGAGUAUAACUACAUAACUAACACAGUGGUGAAGAGAUUUCCAAGAAUCCCCGGGGAGCCUCGGAAUUAUCCCUCAGCUGGGUCGUCGGUUAUGUUGCCCCUCCUGGCAUCGAAUCAAUUUGCGACUGUGGAGGUUUUGAUUUGCGGAGGUGCGCAGUAUGGCGCAUUCCUGGAACCUUGGACGCAAAAGCCCUGCUCCAUCACUUGUGAGAGGAUGACCGUCACCGAUCCGAAUCCCAUAUGGGUGGAAGAGAGGAUGCCUUUCGCAAGGUGUAUGGGCGAUAUGAUACUUCUGCCCAACAAGGAUGUUCUCAUAAUCAAUGGUGCUUCGAAAGGAUCACAAGGGUGGGGAAAUGCCAUAGACCCUGUCUUGAACCCAGUGAGGUACAACCCCUACGCUAUGUCUGGCAGCCGCUUCACAAUCAUGGCACCCUCAGCGAUCGCUCGCAUGUACCAUUGUACCGCCAAUUUGCUGCAAGACGGCCGCGUUUUGUUAGCAGGAAGCAACUCGCACCAAUUCUACACCUUCACGGGAGAUUAUCCAACCGAGUUACGAAUCGACGCCUUCUCUCCCCCUUAUCUUAGUCCUACCCUCAACGACUUGAAACCCACAAUCAGCGUCUCCCCCUUGCAAAUCUCCUACGGCACCCCAUUUACUGUCACGGUGAUCACUCCCACAGGGAUGACCACCAUCGUCGACCUGAACCUGAUGAGCGCUCCCUUCAACACCCACUCGUAUUCCCAAGGCCAGCGCCUCGUGAGCUUGAACGUGGCCGGCUCCGUGCAAGUCGCGCAGGCGAGUGUGUACCAGGUCACCGCGACGGCCCCUCCCAGUCCCCAAGUUGCACCACCUGGCUACUACAUGUUGUUUGCGGUGAACCAGCGCGUGCCGAGCACAGCCGUUUGGAUCCGCGUCGCAUCAUCGGGGUGAACUGCAUCCCACGGUUCAAACCAUCGACCCUCAACAGACAGCAACUAAUCUGUCUGGUUACUACUGCAUGGUUAGAUCAUUCGGAGCUCCCCCCAGCCUGGCUGUGCAUCUCAUCGGCACGUCCCGAACCGCUAGAAUUCCCAGGCUUCCAACACAACCAGGAUCACCGAUCUAGCCCCACUUGCGGAGAGGAAGGAAGGAUGACACCAUCAACAGUGUGAUCAACCGUGAAAGCUCCAGCACGAUUUCCUUCCACCCCAUGCGAUUUAGAUUGCUGCGGCCAGUGAGCGAGGGAUCUGAUUCUUCAUGCUGUCGAGUUGCAGAAGAAGGCAGGAAUCGCGGCAUCUAACUAUCCGAGUGCCGAUGAUUCACAGUGGACGAUAAUAUCAUCUUCAGUUUCCAAUUUGGAAGCGUCUAGAACUUAGCCGAUUCGUUCGAGGGAGGGAGGGAGCCUUGUUAGCAAUAUUAGAAGAAAAAGCCUAAGUUUACAUUAUUCUAAAUUUAUUUUUAUUAUUUAUAAAGUGUUAACAACACUAAAGACAACUUUUACUAUAGACCACGAUGUUGUCUACUAUUAGUGCCUCUAUUAAAUAUUCUCCAAAACAAUAUUCUCCAGCAAAUUAUAUUCUCUAUUAAAUUC